UCAGUGGGUCAUUGGUUGUCGCUGGCUGUGUUUGAUUCGCCCGCUCGUUCGCGUGUCUGUUUGCUUUUGGCGCGAGCGUUUUUAUUUUGGCAACAAACAACAACAAUAAUUUCAACUACAAACACGGGGUAGCGUGACAGUGUCGCAAGCAUCGAAAGAAGCAGUGGCUGGCGAUUGAAUAACAAACAAAGAACCAAAUAAACGAAACACAACGGAAUGCCUAAAAAGACUUAAAGUUAUUAUUUGUUAGCAUUCAAUUGUAAGCUAUAAAAGUAAAUCCACAAAUAUUUAGUUAAAGUUCAAUUUGUUCAAUGCACGCGUACAGAAAGUGUUAAUCAGUAUUUUUAUUGGCAACAAGUGCGACGAUAACAGCAGUCAAAGCAAGAAAUAAAUAACUAAGUUGGCGCUAUCAAAAGUUGAAGCAAAAUCACAAAUAUUUUAAAUGUGCGUGGCAGCAUAUAAAAGACUUACAACAGCGACGGUCAGCAGAUACUGAAGCUGGUACUUUAUUAAUACCCCUACGGUGUGAGGCUAACAGGGAACAGUUGAGUAAUAAUCAGGAGCAAUUGCUACCAAUAACUGAACUGAGGGACGCGCUAUAUCAAAGAGAUCUACAAAGACAUUGCUACACCGACGCAGAUGUGGCAAGGAGCGAGAAGCAGAACUUAACAGAAGAGCGAGUAGCUGCAGCAGACAACAUGCCCAACGAAAAAGAGAGUCCAGAAAGUAAGCCCCUGAAUGGCAACAACAACAAUAACAAUUGCAAAAUCGUAGCCCAAAGUAAACCCAAAUUUCAGCCAAAGUACAGUAUACAUCGGGAUGUGCUCACACAUGAGGUGGUCAUAAAGGAUACAGGCUAUGGGGCGCGCGACAAGAGCAUACCCUCCUCAUUGCGUCGCUGCUGGCAGGGAUGGAGUUUCUUCUCGCUCUUCACGGGCAUUAUACCCAUCCUGCAAUGGUUACCACAAUACUCGCUGCGUCGUGACUUGGUCGGUGAUAUUAUAGCGGGUUUUACGGUGGCCAUUAUGAAUAUACCUCAUGGCAUGGCCUAUGGCUUGCUUGCUGGCGUUUCGGCUGGCAAUGGCCUUUAUAUGGCUGUGUUUCCAGUGCUAGUUUAUAUGUUCCUUGGCACCUCCAAACAUAUAUCCAUUGGGACAUUUGCCGUAGCCAGCAUGAUGACGCGCAAAGUGGUCUACACCUAUGCAAAUGUGGAGGAUCAUCCUGUAGAUACAACACUCACUACGCUGGCACCAGCGUCAGCAGAUUUGCUGGGAGCAACAACAGCAACGACAAUGUUGCUGCUGCAGAAUGCAACAACAACAACGGCAUUGCCCCUGCUGCCUGACAAUCCCAUAACGCAUGUGGAAGUGGUCACAGCCCUAGCGCUAACAGUGGGCAUUGUUAAUCUACUUAUGUCCUUUUUCCGACUGGGCACGUUAGCCUCGCUGCUGAGUGAACCACUGGUGAAUGGUUUCACCACCGCCGCCGCCUGUCAUGUGGUUAGCGCUCAGCUAAAGGAUGUGCUGGGCAUUGAAGUUAGUCGCCAUAAGGGCGCCUUCAAGAUCAUUUACACACUGAUCGAUGUGGUGAAGAAUGUGCCACAGACAAAUCUGGUCAGCUUUGGCAUUUGCAUGGGUGUCAUCACAUUCAUGAUCAUUUGCAAUGAAUGUCUGAAGCCUUGUCUAAGCAAACGGUGCCGCUUUCCGUUUCCGGGCGAGCUAUUCGCUGUCAUUGGUGGCACUUUAAUCUCCAAGUACUGUCAGCUAAAGCCAAACUUUGAUGUAAAUUUGGUGGGCACGAUACCAAAUGGCUUGCCUGCGCUUGCGUUGCCGCGCUUGGAUCUGGUGCCUAUGGUGGCCAUGGACUCAAUAGCCAUAGCAAUAGUUACUUACUCGAUUAUUAUGUCCAUGGGUCUAACAUUUGCCAAGAAACAUGGCUAUGAGGUGCGCGCCAAUCAGGAGCUAUUUGCAAUGGGCGUGGGCAAUAUUGUGGGUGGUUGCUUCUCCUGCUUGCCCAUGGCCUGUUCGCUCUCACGUUCUGUCAUACAGGAGCAGACUGGUGGUGUUUCCCAAAUUGCUUCCUUGGUCUCGGCUUCGCUGGUGGUGGCAACACUCGUGUGGAUUGGACCCUUCUUCAACUCACUGCCCAGAUGCGUUUUGGCCGGCGUUAUCAUAGUCGCACUGAAGCCAAUGUUUAUGCAGGUUAAGCAACUGAAGAAAUUCUCCAAGCAGGGCAAGCUGGAAAUGUUCACCUGGAUAUCCACAUUUUUGUGCGUGGUGCUCAUCGACAUUGAUAUUGGUCUGCUGAUUGGUGUCUGCAUAUCGCUGCUGGCUUUAUAUAUUAAAGGUCUCAAGCCCUACUCCUGUCUGCUGGGCUAUAUGCCUGAGGCGCCUGGCAUCUAUAUGGAUAUGAAUCAGCAUCGGAAUGUCAUGCAGCUGCCAGAGACACAUAUUUUUCGUUAUUGCGGCUCGCUCAACUUUGCCACCAGUAUGUUCUUCCGUCGCGCGCUCUACGAUGCAAUUGGCCUCGAUGGGAGCAACAAGAAAAGGAUCAGCGUGGCCAAAGACAAGGAUACUUAUAUGCCUGUGUCUCAGAAUGGCAAGAACGUUAACGGGCAGCUGGUGGAGUCAACGAAUGGGUUCCGAUUUCUCAUACUUGAUUUUUCCAUGCUGGGUCACAUUGAUGUUGCCGGUUGCAGCACUUUGACCGACAUUAGCAAGGAGCUUAAGGCACGUGGUGGACGCCUACUUCUGGCUAGUCCUGUAGAUCGCGUAUACGAUACGUUGGUGCAUAGCAUGGCGCUGAGCGAGGGCCCUUUUGAGAUCUUUCCUACGCUGCACGAUACCGUAGAAUAUGCAAAUGCCUGCCGCACUGCGUGAGUUACUCCCAAUGCGAUUUGUGAUGUCACAGUGAUAGCUACAUAUACUACAUAAAUGUGAAUUGUAGCAGCAACUUUAGACCGUUAUGAGCUAAGUUUCCUUUUAAAGGUUGUUGCCGUCUUAACAAUCGUAGAGAUUUAGGCUAAGUAUUGCUUAAGUAUCCUACCAAAAUGUCAGAAACAAUAACUAUUUUGUACUUAAAGUAACAAAUUGCCAACGCCCCAACAUUAUUGGGGCAUUGGGUAUCUACAACUGUGCACCGCCGAGCAACUGUAAUUGUAAAUAUAUAUAUACCAUAAUACAUAAAUAUAUGUAGAAUGUACACAGAUAUUUUGUGCAACUUGAACUGAAAUGAUGACAACCAAAAUAGACGAAGACGGAGAUGAGAAAGAAAUAUAUUCAACUAGACGGCUUUGCCCCCGAAUGGAGAUAAGAAAGUAUUAUUUUUAACUAGAGGGCUUUGCCCAUACUCCGCCCGCCUCGCGAGCUCCGUCAACGACCAGUUUUUACAUAUUAAAAAGUCGGUUCGCUGUUAAAGUCUUCUCUAAAAUAAAAUCUGUUUCCGUCUUA
Messenger RNA from Drosophila busckii, 3449 nucleotides. It is a transcript of the gene Prestin, whose product is annotated as sulfate anion transporter 1. Gene Ontology annotation, cellular component: membrane. The transcript has 5 exons. Gene Ontology annotation, biological process: transmembrane transport. The record is from RefSeq and is a predicted model, not a curated record. Gene Ontology annotation, molecular function: sulfate transmembrane transporter activity; oxalate transmembrane transporter activity; bicarbonate transmembrane transporter activity. NCBI's taxonomy places the organism in Eukaryota, Metazoa, Arthropoda, Insecta, Diptera, Drosophilidae. The coding region runs from base 699 to 2879 and encodes 726 amino acids.